Molecule: messenger RNA, 4898 nt
Organism: Rhineura floridana
Lineage: Eukaryota; Metazoa; Chordata; Lepidosauria; Squamata; Rhineuridae
Gene: PLEKHA5
Product: pleckstrin homology domain containing A5
Exons: 29
Coding region: 259-4032 (1257 amino acids)
Cellular component (GO): cytosol
Molecular function (GO): protein binding; phosphatidylinositol-3,5-bisphosphate binding; phosphatidylinositol-4-phosphate binding
Source: RefSeq, a predicted model, not a curated record
GUGGCUUGCCUUUUCCCCACCCACUUCUCUUUCUCGGUCCGUCUUUCUCAAUUCCUGCCCGCCCGCCUCACCGCCCAGGUGCUCUAGGCUCGUGUGCGCGCGCGCGCGCGGCCGUGUUGACGGCGGAGACGCGCGUCCCUCUCCUUAGCCCCCCACCCACCCGCUCUGGACCAUUCCCACUCAUUCUCACUCACUCACUUCUUUGCGUGCCCGCGCGCGUCGCUUUCACCCCAGCUGCUACUGCUGCUGCGCUCGGACAUGGCGGCGGAUCUGAGCGCGGAGCGGCUGCGCUCGCUGCCCGCCAGCUGGAGCUACGGGAUCAGCCGCGGCGGCCGCAUUUUCUUCAUCAACGAGGAAGCGAAGAGCACGACCUGGCUGCACCCACUGACGGGAGAGGCUGUGAUCACCGGGCACCGCCGCAGCCCAGAUCUACCUACAGGCUGGGAAGAAGCCUAUACAUUUGAAGGUGCAAGAUACUACAUAAAUCAUAAUGAACGAAAAGUGACUUGCAAGCAUCCAGUCACGGGGCAGCCAUCGCAAGAUAACUGCAUUUUUGUUGUGAAUGAACAGACUGCAGCAACUAUGUCAUCAGAAGAAAAGAAAGACCGGCCAGUAAACAUGAUAAGUGAAGCUGCUCACUAUAAUUUGACAUCGGAUUAUGCUGCACAUCCAAUGAGUCCUCUGGGCAGAACAUCACGGUCAUCAAAGAAAGUUCAUAAUUUUGGGAAGAGGUCAAAUUCAAUAAAAAGAAAUCCUAAUGCGCCUGUCAUUAGGCGAGGCUGGCUUUAUAAGCAGGAUAGCACUGGUAUGAAGCUGUGGAAGAAACGGUGGUUUGUUCUUUCCGAUCUGUGCCUCUUCUAUUAUCGGGAUGAAAAAGAAGAGGGAAUAUUGGGGAGCAUACUUCUACCCAGCUUUCAGAUAUCUAUGCUUUCUUCUGAAGAUCACAUCAAUCGCAAAUAUGCUUUUAAGGCAGCUCAUCCAAACAUGAGGACCUAUUAUUUCUGCACAGAUACAGGGAAGGAAAUGGAGUUAUGGACGAAAGCCAUGAUAGAUGCAGCUCUUGUACAGACAGAACCUGUGAAAAGAGCAGACAAGAUAACUGCUGAAAACACGCCACCUCGUGAAGUGAAUAAUAUUGCAAACCACCGAGUGCUAAUUAAACCAGAGGCACAAAAUAAUCAGCGGAACAAAGAAGUGGGCAAAAUGGAAGACAAAAAGGCCUUAGAAGCAGAAAAAUAUGGAUUUCAAAAAGUUGGGCAUGAUAGGCCUUUAACAAAGAUCAACAGCGUAAAACUGAAUUCUUUGGGGUCAGAAUAUGGGACUUUGCCAGCAAAUACAGUUCCAUCAGGACACUACAGGCCAGUUCAUUUAAAUGGGUCAGAGAAAGCUGUCAACCUUAUUCUGGGUGACUCUGGAGAUGGAAUCCAUCAUAACGCCAUUCACUCACACAUAGAAUCUGAACGUGUUAUACAGAGAACUAAUUCAAUGCUUCAGCUGGAACAGUGGAUUAAAAUACAGAGAGGAAAGGGACAAGAUGAAGAAACAAGAGGCAUAAUUUCAUAUCAGACCUUACCAAGAAACAUGCCAAGCCAUCGAGCCCAAAUUCUACCUCGAUAUCCAGAAGGUUAUCGAACUCUACCAAGAAACACCAAAACUAGGCCAGAAAGCAUCUGCAGUAUGACACCAUCUCUUUAUGACAAAAACCUUGGAUCACUGCAAACCGAAGAUAAGAGGAGAUCUAUGCGAGAUGACACCAUGUGGCAACUCUAUGAAUGGCAACAACGGCAGUUCUACAAUAAGCAAACUACUCUUACUAGACACGGUACUUUAAGUAGUCCCAAAACCAUGAUUAAUAUAUCUGAUCAAACAAUGCAUAUGAUUCCCACAUCACCUUCCCAUGGUUCGAUAGCAGGUUUCCAAGGAUACUCCCCUCAAAGGAACUACAGGUCAGAAGUGUCCUCACCAGUGCAAAGAGGAGAUGUAACAAUUGACCGCAGACAUAGGCCACAUCAUACAAAGCAGCAUGUCUUUGUGCCUGACAGAAGGUCGAUGCCAGCAGGUCUGAGUGUACAGCCUGUUACUCCCCAGAGCCUGCAAGGUAAAACGCCAGAGGAGCUCACACUGCUGCUUAUAAAGCUGAGAAGGCAGCAAGCCGAACUGAGUAGUAUCCGGGAACACACUUUAGCACAACUCAUGCAACUAAAACAUGAGGCCACCAGCCCAAAGAAUGAGAUUCUUUCUCAUCACCUUCAAAGGAAUGCCAUAUAUUUGGAUCAUCAGAUGAAAGAGAAUGAACCUUUAAUCAUCAUGGUUCACACUAUGAUUGAGAACUCGGCGCUAAGACCACAACUGUACCAUCAACUGACACAAGAUGAAUGUAGGGGUACUCUGUACAAAUACAGAUCGGAAGACCUAGAUAUUGAUACUAAGCUUAGCCGAUUAUGCGAACAAGACAAAGUGGUGCAAGCCCUGGAAGAAAAGCUUCAGCAGCUGCACAAGGAAAAAUACACGCUUGAGCAAGCUUUGCUAUCAGCCAGUCAAGAGAUAGAAAUGAAUGCAGAAAAUCCAGCCGCCAUACAGAAUGUCAUCGUACAGAGGGAUGAUUUACAGAAUGGACUCCUUAGCACUUGUCGAGAAGUGUCUCGAGCUACUGCAGAGCUUGAGAGAGCUUGGCGGGAAUAUGAUAAACUAGAGUAUGAUGUAACAGUAACAAAGAACCACAUGCAGGAACAGCUGGAGCGGCUGGGGGAAGUUCAGACUGAGUCAGCUGGUAUACAGCGUGCUCAAAUUCAGAAGGAGCUUUGGCGAAUUCAGGAUGUCAUGGAAGGUUUGAGUAAGCAUAAGCAGCAAAGAAACAGCACCGCAGAGGCAGAUAUCGUUGCAUCAAAGGCUUUUUCGUCUAAAUAUAAAAGUGAGGAAGAGGAAGUAGUCCCACCUCGUCCUCCACUCCCUCGGUCCUAUGACUUUGCAGAGCAUCCUCCCAUAAUCCCCCCUCUGCCCAGUGAUAGCAGCUCCUUGCUCUGUUAUAGCAGGGGCCCAGUACAUCUACCAGAAGAGAGGAAGAUCCACCAAGUUCAAGGAUACCAAAGAAAUGGAGCUCACUGUGGUCCAGAUUACCGUCUUUAUAAAAGUGAGCCUGAGCUAACAACCGUGGCAGAAGUUGAUGAGUCAAACGGUGAAGAAAAGGGAGAGCCAGUUUCUGAGUCAGAAAUGUCUGCAGGUAAAGGCUCGCAUUUUCCCAUUGGAGUUGUGCCUCCCAGAACAAAGUCACCAACUCCAGAAUCUUCAACAAUAGCUUCUUAUGUGACUUUAAGGAAAACUAAGAAGAUAGAUCUAAGAAUGGAAAGGCCAAGAAGUGCAGUGGAGCAGUUAUGCUUGGCAGAAAGUGCUCGCCCCCGAAUGACUGUGGAGGAGCAGAUGGAACGAAUAAAGAGACACCAACAGGCUUGUCUAAGAGAGAAGAAGAAAGGACUGAAUAUUAUUGGUGUCUCAGAUCUCUCCCCUUCACAAAGCCCAUCCCUUGUCAGAGAGAAUCCUUUUAAAUUGUCUCAGAACCAAAGGAAGGAUGAUUUUGUAUGUAUUACCAAGGAAUUGGAGUGUGCCAUUAGAGGAAGUGAUGUAGGCCAAAGCAAUCAAAAUUGUGCUGAAGAUACAUCUUGGUUGAAAGAUAAUGACCGUUCAGAUGAUAAAAACAAUGAUAAUCCAAAUGAGCAUCCUGCUGAUUUUAUUAUAAAGUUACCAAAAGGUGAAGACCAGCUGUCGCCAGAUGGGUUAGAGCCAAAGGAGGGGACUCCCGAUGAGACUCCUAAAAAGCUAAAAGUAGAAGAAAAUACGCAAGAUGCUGUUUUCAGCCUGAAGAAUGAGGCCCCAGUUGUAAACCACAAACCUGAAAGCAACACAGAAGAGAGUGAAGAAACUAGCAGUCAAGAGCACAAGGACACUAUUUCUUCAUUUGAGAUGCCAGCACAGACUUCAAGAGGAAACCCAACAGCAGCAGCUCUCCCAGCUUCUGCUGAAACUAUUCAUGGCUGACUGACAAAAUGUACCUAUGGAAAGAAGAUACUGUGCAGGCAAUUUUAUGAAAUCUAUGAAAUUCAUAGUUCAGAUGCUUUUGGCCACAGAGCGUUGUUUUUAUCACUUCAUGGAAAAUGUUUAUUCCAAGAGAGCUUUAAAUGCCUCCCACGGUGCCCUCAACAGUUUGGAGAUUGUUCUUCUGACACCAUCCUGCUGCUGCUAUGACUUCCAUCCACAUAACUAAGGGUUCUUUUUUUAAUGUGUGGCCUACAGUUGGAACCUCUGCAAGUGGGUUUUCCCUGGUGUAAGGUUUUUAAUUAUGAAUUAAAUUAAGUUGGCUUCCUUUUUAGCCUUUUACAUUGGUUACUUUUACAGAUUACUACUUAAACCUCAGUUAUGCUUUUAAAUGGACCGUAUAUUAUUUUCACCUUUUGAUUUGUAAAUGUUUUAUGCCCUAUUUAAAAUGUGCCAUUUUUUAUUGCUGCCGAGUUAAUAUGUGCUCUAUUUCUGUUCAGUAACUAUUUCUCGGUCAAGUUGCAAUGUCAAUUACUUCCACACUGUCCUCAACAUAUACAUGAAUGCUAGGGUUCUCUCUCUCUCUCUCUCUCUCUCUCUCUCUCUCUCUCUCUCUCUCUAAUGAAGGGUUAGGGUCUUGAGGUACUGGGCUCUUCCUCUGUUGGAAUAGGGUAUGUACAGCAAUAAGCAGGUAUUCAAUUCCCAGUUAAGUUUGUGUACAAAUGUAAUUAAGUUCAUUGUGUAUAUAUUAUACAAUGAGCACAACCAAUGUAAGUACAAGAAGCCACUUACUAUUGUUCAAAUGAAAAUGUUCAUAUCUCAUUUCUUUUAUAUCAUGUUAUAAAUAAAUGUUGAUGUUCUUAAGCAAA